Molecule: messenger RNA, 3593 nt
Organism: Sesamum indicum (sesame)
Lineage: Eukaryota; Viridiplantae; Streptophyta; Magnoliopsida; Lamiales; Pedaliaceae
Source: RefSeq, a predicted model, not a curated record
UGAGGGGCUCCGACAAAGAGACAUAGCACAAUCGGCCAUGGCCUCGCGAAUGUGUUCUAAAACAACUCCAAAAUGUUAUCUUUCACCCAAGAAGCCAUCAAGAAGGAGAGCUCUUCCACGCUUUUCUAUUUCCAGAAAAUUUCAAGAAAAUUGCAGAAAAGCUGAGGAAACCAGAGCCUCAGUCGACCCACGAACUCAGGGUUGUUUACCAGGGGAAGAAAUGGGUAGGAGUGUGUAUACAAUUCUGACAAUCGACAGGUGGGAGUCGUUGAAUUGCAUGAAAUAUAAAACAGCAUCAUUGAGGCCAGUUCAUGGAAGGUUAGCUUUGAAAUUCUUGAAAUGGGUUGUGAAGCAGCCAGGUUUGGAGCUUAGUCACAUAACUCACUUGUACUGUAUUACAACUCACAUUCUCGUUAGAGCAAGAAUGUAUGAUCGCGCCAAAUUGAUAUUAAAGCAUUUAGGCGAAAUGGGUCUGGGAUCAAGUUCUGUUUUUUAUGCUCUUAUGGAUACGUAUCCACUGUGUAAUUCGAACCCUGCUGUUUUUGACCUGUUAAUAAGGGUUUAUGUAAGAAAGGGAGCGACUAAUGAUGCCUUAGAGACUCUUCGUUUGAUGGGUUUAAGGGGGUUUAGGCCGUCGGUGUAUACUUGUAAUAUGAUCCUAGCAGCAAUGACGAAGGUGCAGUGUGCUGAGUCUGUAUGGUUGUGUUUUGGAGAAAUGCUUGCUAAAGGUAUUUGUCCGAAUAUUGGGACAUUUAACAUACUGUUGAAUGUACUUUGUGGUGAAGGAAAACUGAAGAAGGCCAGUUAUUUACUCAGGAAGAUGGAGGAGAGUGGUUAUGCACCGACCGUGGUGAGUUAUAAUACAGUGCUCAAUUGGUACUGCAAGAAGGGUAGGUAUAAAGAAGCGAUUCAGCUGUUGGAUCACAUGAGUUCCAGGGGUGUUGAAGCAGACGUGUUUACUUACAAUGUGCUUGUAGAUGAUUUGUGUAAGAAUAAGAGAAGUGCAAAAGGGUAUCUACUCUUGAAAAAGAUGGGGAAGAGGAUGGUCGUCCCAAAUGAAGUCACUUAUAAUACUCUCAUAAAUGGAUUUGUUAAAGAGGGGAAGAUUGCAGUUGCUGAGAAACUUUAUGAUGAGAUGUGUAAGGUCAAUAUUUCACCAAAUCGUAUCACUUAUAAUACACUGAUUGAUGGACAGUGUCAAGCAGGCAAUUUUGUGGGAGCCUUUGAGCUUCUGAAUAAAAUGGAAGCAAAUGGAUUGAGACCCAAUGAGGUUACUUAUGGAACUCUUUUGAACGGACUCUGCAAGCAUGGAAAGAUAGGUUCUGCAAAAAAUCUACUGGCGAGGAUAGAGCUGGAAGGGGUGGAUGUUAAUUCUACAAUGUAUACAAUGCUGAUGGAUGGAAUAUGUAGAAGUGGGAAACUAACAGAAAGUGUGCAGUUACUUGACCAAAUGUUGAAGGAUCAAAUAAAUCCUGACGUUGUUACAUUUUCAGCUCUUGUUAAUGGAUUUUGUCGAGCUGGAAAGAUAAAUACUGCAAAGGAAAUACUUUCUAAAACAUAUAGAUCUGGAAUCAGGCCAAACAAGAUUGUAUUUUGUACAUUAAUAUACAAUUUAUGCAGACUGGGGGAUAUAAAGGAAGCGAUCAAAGUUUACACAGUGAUACUUCGGAGCGGUCAUCGUCCCGAUCUUUUCAUUUAUAAUUUAUUAAUAUCCACUCUUUGCAAAAGUGGAAAUGUGGUAGAGGCAGAAGUUUUCAUGCAUCAUAUUCGCAGAGUUGGUCUUACUCCAAAUGCCAUUACUUUUGAUGCUGUUAUUAGUGGCUAUGGUAAUGUAGGAGAUGGCUUAAAAGCAUUUGAGUUGUUUGAUGAAAUGGUUAAGUUUGGUUGUAAGCCUAGCUUCUACACAUACGGAAGUCUAUUGAAAGGAUUGUGCAAAGGAAGAAAUCUCAAGGAGGCUAUGAUCUUCUUCGGUAAACUUCGGAAGAUUCCUUGUGCUAUUGAUAUGGUUGUCUACAACACAAUAUUGUCUGAGAUAUGUGAUCGUGGCGAUUUCAAGUUAGCUCUAAGCCUUCUAGCUGAGAUGGUUCAAACAAGUGUCUUUCCUGAUAGUUAUACAUACGGUUGUCUGAUUGCUGGUUUGUGUAGAGCUGGAAGGGUUGCUACUGCAAUUCUUCUGUUAGAACGGGGACUUCAAAGAGGUACCAUUUCUCCAAACCAGUAUAUGUACACUAGUGUUAUCAACGGGCUCGUCAAGAUCGGCCAAGCACAAGCUGGGAUAUACAUCUUUGAUGAUAUGAUCAAGCGUGGUCUAAAUCCUGAUAUAGCUGCAGUUAAUGCAGUUAUGGAUGCAUACUCGAGAAUGGGACAACAGGAUAAGUUGAAUAAUAUCCUGUCAAUGAUGGAAAAGAAAAGUUUAUCCCCUAGUUUGGUUACAUAUAAUAUUCUCUUACAUGGGCAAUCGGCGCGACGGAAUAUUUCUGGGUCUUUUGCAUUAUAUAAAAUGAUCUUGAAGAAAGGUUUUGUUCCGGAUAAAUUUACAUGCCAUUCUCUAAUUCUUGGUCUAUGUAAAUCUGGGAUGCUGGAUAUUGGAGCUAAGUUUCUGAAAAUGAUGAUCAUAGAGGGGGCUCGUCCAGAUCGGUUGACAUUUAAUAUGCUAAUAACCAUGUAUAGUGAGAGAGGAGACAUGUCAACUGCCUUUGAUUUGCUGAAUAUCAUGAAGUCCAUUGGAAUUUUACCUAAUGACGACACUUUUUGUUCUAUUUUUAAUGGGCUUAAAAGAAUAUCUUCAUUUCAAGAAUCCCACAUUUUCCUUCAUAAGAUGCUGGAAAAUGGUAUUAUUCCUACUGAGAGACAAUACAGCAGUUUGGUAACAAGUAUGUGUAAAUCUGGAGAUUUCCGAGGAGCCCUUAAGCUAAAAGAUGAGAUGGAGGGAAUCGGCAUUAGCUCACGCUGUGCGGCUGAGAGCGCAAUGGUUAGAGGGCUUGUACAGUGUGGGAAGACAGAGGAAGGGUUUCUUCUUCUUAAUUGCAUGCUGAGGAGCCAACUUGUUCCAACAAAUCCAACUUUCACGACUGUAAUUCAUGGAUUCUGCAAAGAAUCUAAACUUUCUGAGGCACUGAAUUGUAAACUCUUGAUGGAAUGUCAUGGAGCUAAGCCUGAUGUUGUGACUUACAACGUUCUUAUAACUGGCCUCUGUCGAACCGGUGACACUGCCCGUGCUUUUACAUUGUAUGAGGAGAUGAAGCUGAGGGGCAUCUGCCCCAAUAUCACCACGUUUUCUGUUCUAGUUAAUGCGAUAUGUUCUGAGAAUAAUUCUGUAAAUGGAGAAAGCAUUUUGGUGGACUUAGAGGAGAGAGGAUUUGUUAGUCAGAAUUCAACCGGCCAAGAUUGGCACAGAAGAUUGUCUGAUGCCAUGGUGAAUAUAGACCUCUUAAGGCACAAAACAAAGACCGGUGGCAACAAAAAAAUAAAACACACCAGUCAAACUUGUUAGAAAUGGCCUUUCUUGAUUGCUUACGCUGAUUUUGCAGGCUCUCGACCUGUUUGUUUAUGCUGGAUUCUGGAUAUGUUACAGGUGAGAGUUGAAGCUGUUG